ACAAACACGUUUUGGAAAUUCUUCAACAGAAAUUUUGCAGAAAACAACUUGUGUAUGUGGAGAAUUCUUUGCUGGUGUGGAAACUGCAACCCACCGGGAAAAAUUAUGAACUUAUAAACGAGGGUUCAAAACCCAUGGAGAAAUCCUAAAGCCUACACUACUACUACUACUACUACUACUAUCUAGAAAUGUCCACACGAUCUUCACUUCUAGAAUUGAAGAUCCUGUGGACAAAGAUGUUUACGGGAAACAAGUCUAGUACCCGGUUGCAAUACCCUUGUUUAUCGUCAGGGUAAUUAUAUAAUUUUGAUAAAACUAGAUAAAAAUUUUUCGGUGAUAGUUAUGGUCGGAAAAGUUCGUGCUGUAGCCACUGGUUAAUCCUGUUUGUUUCCCAUUUUAGUUGAAAAUGAAUUCGGAAUUGUUAGAUAAUGCUAAAAAGCUUGUACAUAAAUCGUACAUUGAGCAGGGAUCUCAAAACUUGAGUGCUUUAGGGAAGCAAUUAAAUGAAUUAAUUGAAAAGAGAAAAAUGCCGUCAAAGCCACUCACGGAUCAACAAAUUGAUGUACUUUUAAAUUAUCUUUCCUUGAUGGACAGUAACAAUUUCAGUGGAAAUGCAGGAGUUGGCGAACGGGAAGGACGCUGCUUUGCCUCAAUGGUUCGUCGCAGAAACUAUGGUUUCUGUCAUGGAAUUGGUCGUUCAGGUGACAUAACUGAAAUUCAGCCGAAAGCAGCUGGAUCUAGCUUGCUGGUUAAGCUAUGUCGCAAUUUGACCCUGGAUUUGUUUAAAUUAUCUGGUAUAAGAGGUUGCACUGACUUGGUUUUGUUGCCUGUGGCAACAGGUAUGGCCUUGAGUCUUUGCUUAAUGACAUUGAGACCUACUAAACCUCGGGCCGAGUAUGUCGUGUUUCUCAGAAUUGACCAGAAAAGCUGUUUCAAGUCAAUCUUGACUGCGGGUUUCAAGCCUUUGGUUGUGACUGGUUUAAAAAAUGGAGAUGAAAUACAGACAAACUUAGAUGAACUGAGAAAGAUUAUAAUCGAAAAAGGAGCGGAGUCGAUUGUAUGCGUGAUGUCAACUACAAGUUGUUUUGCUCCUCGUGUUCCGGAUAAUUUACCCGAGAUAGGCAAAAUAUGCUCACAGUUUGACAUAGCUCAUGUUGUCAAUAAUGCUUAUGGCUUACAAUCAUCGAAGUGUUCACAUUUGAUAUCCGAAACUGUGAGACUGAAGUAUAGAUUGGAUGCGUUUGUUCAGAGUAUGGAUAAAAAUUUUAUGGUUCCUGUCGGAGGAAGUAUUGUUGGGGGUUUUGACCAGAGUUUUGUUGAUAAUUUGGGUAAAAUGUACCCCGGGCGGGCUUCUAUUCAGCCCAUCUUAGAUCUAUUUAUUUCUUUUCUUUCAAUGGGAUCUGAAAAAUACAAAGAGCUGUUAGUUGAAAGGAAAGAAUUGUAUAGUAGGCUUCAAAUAGAACUAAAACAGGUUGCUGAAAGUUUCGGAGAGAGACUUCUGAAUGUGCCACAUAAUGACAUAUCAAUGGGGAUAACAUUGCAAAGUGUUGAAAUUCCCGAUGAAGGUAAUGACGUCACCGAAAGCGUGACCAAAAUAGGAAGUAUGCUGUUCACUCGCUACGUCUCUGGUGCUCGCGUGGUGUCUCGUGAUACGACGAAAGAAAUAGGUGGAGUGAAAUUUAAAGGAUUCGGUGCGCAUGUUGACGAGUAUCCGCAUGAUUACAUGACAGCAGCAGCGUCAAUAGGAAUGCAAUCGGAAGAUAUUAAUUUGUUCAUGAAACGACUUAAAGCAGUUCUAUCAAAACAGUACAACAAAGAUCAUAGUGUUAAAUUCGUACCAGAAAUUACUAAUGGUCCUAUAAAUGAUGAUGGUGACCAUGUUGAUAGUGAAUGAAAUUAUUUGACUUGUUUUAUAAAUUGUAUAUUGUUUCAAUCAGUUACUGUCAAAUUUGAUUAUAUGAGCUUUCA
Symsagittifera roscoffensis is the source of this 1968-nucleotide messenger RNA. RefSeq names its product O-phosphoseryl-tRNA(Sec) selenium transferase-like. The record is from RefSeq and is a predicted model, not a curated record. Lineage: Eukaryota; Metazoa; Xenacoelomorpha; Acoela; Convolutidae. Gene Ontology annotation, molecular function: tRNA binding; O-phosphoseryl-tRNA(Sec) selenium transferase activity. Gene Ontology annotation, biological process: conversion of seryl-tRNAsec to selenocys-tRNAsec; selenocysteine incorporation. The coding region runs from base 407 to 1894 and encodes 495 amino acids. The transcript has a single exon.